ACAAGAAACCAAAACUAGUCUGAGAAGAAAUGGGAAGAUCUCCUUGUUCUGAAGAAAACUCCGUCAAAAAGGGUCCAUGGACUCCUGAAGAAGAUCAGAAGCUCACUGAUUACAUUCAGAAACAUGGCCAUGGAAGUUGGAGAGCUCUCCCUAAACUUGCAGGCCUGAAAAGAUGUGGAAAGAGCUGCAGACUGAGAUGGACGAAUUAUCUGAGACCAGAUAUCAAGAGAGGAAAAUUCUCGAACGAAGAAGAGAACACAAUUCUUCACCUUCACUCCAUUCUUGGAAACAAAUGGUCUGCAAUAGCGGCACAUCUACCGGGGCGUACAGAUAAUGAGAUCAAGAAUUACUGGAAUACACAUUUGAAAAAGAGACUAAUCCAGAUGGGUAUUGACCCGAUGACCCAUCAACCAAAAACCGACUUGUUUUCUUGCUUACCACAACUAAUUGCACUAGCUAACCUCAAAGAGUUGCUUGAACAUACUCAGUUAGCUCAUAACCUCCAAUAUCUUAACCUUUUGAGACAGCCGACCAUCAUCGCUAAUAAUCCUGACUUAGCGACGGCAUUAAAUGCAACUAAUUUUAUGGUUACAAAUCCAGAACCAAACCCAUAUUUUUCUAAUGAUUCUCUACAAGUAGGUCAAGGAAGGGUAGAAAUGUCCGAUUUUUUCUCUGUGGAAAAUGCUCCUGUUGGUGGUGGUUGUUCGCAACCACUCCAACAACAAGUCCCUAUUGAUCAAGAAGUUGUGGGCCAGUGCCAGAUGGGACUUAUGAGCGACAAAUCAUCAUCUUCCACGUGGAAUCCUCUUCCGCCAUUGAAGGACUCGUCAGGCAGCAACAAUACUAACUCACAGGAGAACAGCAGCACCGUUAGCUACGGUGGCGGAGGAGCUUCUGCACUCAACUGGCCGGAUUUUAUUUUUGAAGAUUCAUUCUUGGAGGAUAAUUUGAGUGAAAUACGUCAAAUUUAAUGAAAACGUUUACUCAUGCACGGGUAGAUUUUGAAAGCCCAUUGACAGUUGUACGUUUUAAGUUUUAACUACCAGAGGUCGUGGAUGUGCAUUGCGGGUUGUAAGAUAUGGCAUGCUGCUUCAUGGAUGGCCAUGCAUGCAUGGCAUUUGUUUUUCCUUUUUGUAUUUUGUGAUGCAUUACGUGAAUAGCAAGCAAUUGAUGGCAUAUGUAAACGAGGGU
Lactuca virosa is the source of this 1191-nucleotide messenger RNA. NCBI's taxonomy places the organism in Eukaryota, Viridiplantae, Streptophyta, Magnoliopsida, Asterales, Asteraceae. The record is from the annotation of a GenBank genome assembly.